GACAUCAUCUACGCUGGGGAGAAGGCGGAGUUUGGGCAACCCGAAAUCCUACUGGGGACCAUCCCAGGCGCCGGAGGGACGCAGAGGUUGACUAGGGCAGUGGGGAAGUCGCUGGCAAUGGAGAUGGUCCUCACCGGGGACCGAAUUUCGGCAGCAGAGGCAAAAGAGGCAGGUCUGGUCAGCAAGGUCUUUGCCACGGAGAAGCUGCUGGACGCAGCCAUUGCCUGCGCUGAGAAGAUCGCCAGCAACUCUAAGGUGGUGGCCGCCAUGGCGAAGGAGUCGGUCAACGCUGCCUUCGAGACGACGCUGGCAGAGGGGACCAGGACAGAAAAGCGCCUUUUUUACGCCACCUUCGCCACCAAUGACCGCAGGGAGGGGAUGACAGCAUUUGUGGAGAAACGCAAGGCGAACUUCACCGACAGCUGA
Leptosomus discolor (cuckoo roller) is the source of this 426-nucleotide messenger RNA. Lineage: Eukaryota; Metazoa; Chordata; Aves; Leptosomiformes; Leptosomidae. The record is from RefSeq and is a predicted model, not a curated record.